Stylonychia lemnae is the source of this 1044-nucleotide messenger RNA. NCBI's taxonomy places the organism in Eukaryota, Ciliophora, Spirotrichea, Sporadotrichida, Oxytrichidae. The record is from the annotation of a GenBank genome assembly.
AUGGAUUCUGAUCUUUAAAAUCUAGAUCUUAAUUCAAAGCCUAGCAAUGAAUAAUAGACUGAACAGCCGUUUAAUGACUAUGGCUCUCCAGUUAAGAAUUCAAAAUAGACUAGUCAUAUGGCUUAAUCAAUGAGAAAAUUUAAAGUUUACUGGAAUGGAGCUAAGGAACCAAUGAGAACAACUGACAUCUUUAAAAAAUAAAUCAUGCAGAAGCAGUAAUAUAAAAUGAAUACUUUAGAAUCAAAUGAUCCUCAGCACAUCUAUUAACAAACAAUAAUAGAUUUGACUAAAGAUAAACCAAAAGAAAAAAAAUAGUCGGAAGCAAGAUCUAUUAACAGGAAGCGAACGAGCUAACUAAGUACCCAUUCUCUCUAGCCCCUUAAGGAGACAAUUAACUAAAGAGAUGAAAAGUUGCUUGAAAAUAGGAUAAAACUAUUGCAUAAUGAGGAAUAAAAAAUAUUAAAAAAGAUUGAUAAUACAAGGAGAUAGGCUGAGAAAAUUAUGGCUAUCAAACUGCAUAAUGAAGAGCAACAGAGAAGGAAAAUUUAGUUAUAAAUUAAUUAAGAUAGCAGUAUUGAAAGAUUCAGGGAGUAAGCUAAACAGGAGAAGGAUUAGCAAAGACAAAGGUACAUGGAACUUUCAAGAACAAUUAUGGAUAAUAAAAGAGAGAGUUACUUGUCAGAGAAAUAAAGGAGGAUGAGAGACGAGAGAAUAAAGGAAGAAUAUCUUUAAUCAGUUAUCCUUGAAAAUUAAGAGAGGAAGGUAAGUGUUAAACAAUAAGAAUAAUAAGCGAGAGAGAAAUUUCACAAAUUCUGGGAGGAAAAGUUGCAACAAGCUUAGUAAAACUAUGCCAAUAAGAUUAGUAAAGAGGCAUCAAAGGUACAAUUUAAAGCUAAUAAUAUCAAUUCAAUGGAGUCUAAAGAAGCUGAAAUAUUAAGAAAACUUUAAACAACUUAAAAAAGGUAGAUUGAAGUAUAUUAGCAACUUGAGGAUAUUAUUAAAAACAAUAGGAAAAGUAUUACAUUUAGUGAUGAUACUCCGUGA